This is a messenger RNA of Pan troglodytes (chimpanzee), 2755 nucleotides long. RefSeq names its product drebrin like (gene DBNL). Gene Ontology annotation, cellular component: postsynaptic density; cortical actin cytoskeleton; site of polarized growth. The transcript has 15 exons. Gene Ontology annotation, molecular function: actin filament binding. Gene Ontology annotation, biological process: positive regulation of axon extension; positive regulation of dendritic spine morphogenesis; neuron projection morphogenesis. Bases 486 to 1955 code for a protein of 489 amino acids. The record is from RefSeq and is a predicted model, not a curated record. NCBI's taxonomy places the organism in Eukaryota, Metazoa, Chordata, Mammalia, Primates, Hominidae.
GGCGCUCCCGAAGGUGGAAGGGCUUGGGCGACAUGAUGGCGGGAGAGAAGACGCGCAGGCACAGGAAGCUGGUGACGGCGAUGAACGGGGCGACCAGCCAGAUGUGCAGGUGAAGCACAAGACAGGUUCUCUUCAUGCCUCCACUAUCCUGGCCUCGACCAAACUGCAGAGGGGAAAACUCAGAUCAAACUGUUGAGGGUCCACAAACAGGCUGAAGACCUCGUCUGGAGGGAGACUGCAGUGAACCCAAGAUCUUUCAAAUAAGCGCAUCGACAUAACAAGAUUUAGAAAAGAAUAAGCACGGUGCUGUGAGAGCAGCUAGCGGGGGCUGGACUGGGUCCCCGCGGCCAGGCUUCCAAGUCGAGCUGCCGUUUGGGUGGGACCAGAAGACGGGCUAGUCUGCGCCCCAGGAUCCCUCCCUGAGGACAAACAGAAGGCCGGGUCCUCCCUUCUCCCGCUUGUCCUUCGGCAUUCGCCGGACCUGCAUGCUAGACCAGCUGGCCGGACGGCUCGCUAGGACCCGCGGGUGCGGCUGGCCCCUGCCAUUUCCGCUUCCUGCCGUGGGGCGGGGUUCCGGUUGUCGGAGGCGAGGCUUGUCGGCUGUCAAAGGGGCGGCCCGGCCCGGAAGCUACAGCAGCGGCGCGGAGACUGCGGGGCGGGCCAUGGCGGCGAACCUGAGCCGGAACGGGCCAGCGCUGCAGGAGGCCUACGUGCGGGUGGUCACCGAGAAGUCCCCGACCGACUGGGCUCUCUUUACCUAUGAAGGCAACAGCAAUGACAUCCGCGUGGCUGGCACAGGGGAGGGUGGCCUGGAGGAGAUGGUGGAGGAGCUCAACAGCGGGAAGGUGAUGUACGCCUUCUGCAGAGUGAAGGACCCCAACUCUGGACUGCCCAAAUUUGUCCUCAUCAACUGGACAGGCGAGGGCGUGAAUGAUGUGCGGAAGGGAGCCUGCGCCAGCCACGUCAGCACCAUGGCCAACUUCCUGAAGGGGGCCCAUGUGACCAUCAACGCACGGGCCGAGGAGGAUGUGGAGCCUGAGUGCAUCAUGGAGAAGGUGGCCAAGGCUUCAGGUGCCAACUACAGCUUUCACAAGGAGAGUGGCCGCUUCCAGGACGCGGGACCCCAGGCCCCAGUGGGCUCUGUGUACCAGAAGACCAAUGCCGUGUCUGAGAUUAAAAGGGUUGGUAAAGACAGCUUCUGGGCCAAAGCAGAGAAGGAGGAGGAGAACCGUCGGCUGGAGGAAAAGCGGCGGGCCGAGGAGGCGCAGCGGCAGCUGGAGCAGGAGCGCCGGGAGCGUGAGCUGCGUGAGGCUGCACGCCGGGAGCAGCGCUAUCAGGAGCAGGGUGGCGAGGCCAGCCCCCAGAGGACGUGGGAGCAGCAGCAAGAAGUGGUUUCAAGGAACCGAAAUGAGCAGGAGUCUGCCGUGCACCCGAGGGAGAUUUUCAAGCAGAAGGAGAGGGCCAUGUCCACCACCUCCAUCUCCAGUCCUCAGCCUGGCAAGCUGAGGAGCCCCUUCCUGCAGAAGCAGCUCACCCAACCAGAGACCCACUUUGGCAGAGAGCCAGCUGCUGCCAUCUCAAGGCCCAGGGCAGAUCUCCCUGCUGAGGAGCCGGCGCCCAGCACUCCUCCAUGUCUGGUGCAGGCAGAAGAGGAGGCUGUGUAUGAGGAACCUCCAGAGCAGGAGACCUUCUACGAGCAGCCCCCACUGGUGCAGCAGCAAGGUGCCGGCUCUGAGCACAUUGACCACCACAUUCAGGGCCAGGGGCUCAGUGGGCAAGGGCUCUGUGCCCGUGCCCUGUACGACUACCAGGCAGCCGACGACACAGAGAUCUCCUUUGACCCUGAGAACCUCAUCACGGGCAUCGAGGUGAUCGACGAAGGCUGGUGGCGUGGCUAUGGGCCGGAUGGCCAUUUUGGCAUGUUCCCUGCCAACUACGUGGAGCUCAUUGAGUGAGGCUGAGGGCACAUCUUGCCCUUCCCCUCUCAGACAUGGCUUCCUUAUUGCUGGAAGAGGCGGCCUGGGAGUUGACAUUCGGCACUCUUCCAGGAAUAGGACCCCCAGUGAGGAUGAGGCCUCAGGGCUCCCUCCGGCUUGGCAGACUCAGCCUGUCACCCCAAAUGCAGCAAUGGCCUGGUGAUUCCCACACAUCCUUCCUGCAUCCCCCGACCCUCCUAGACAGCUUGGCUCUUGCCCCUGACAGGAUACUGAGCCAAGCCCUGCCUGUGGCCAAGCCCUGAGUGGCCACUGCCAAGCUGCGGGGAAGGGUCCUGAGCAGGGGCAUCUGGGAGGCUCUGGCUGCCUUCUGCAUUUAUCUGCCUUUUUUCUUUUUCUCUUGCUUCUAAGGGGUGGUGGCCACCACUGUUUAGAAUGACCCUUGGGAACAGUGAACGUAGAGAAUUGUUUUUAGCAGAGUUUGUGACCAAAGUCAGAGUGGAUCAUGGUGGUUUGGCAGCAGGGAAUUUGUCUUGUUGGAGCCUGCUCUGUGCUCCCCACUCCAUUUCUCUGUCCCUCUGCCUGGGCUAUGGGAAGUGGGGAUGCAGAUGGCCAAGCUCCCACCCUGGUUAUUCAAAAACGGCAGACACAACAUGUUCCUCCACGCGGCUCACUCGAUGCCUGCAGGCCCCAGUGUGUGCCUCAACUGAUUCUGACUUCAGGAAAAGUAACACAGAGUGGCCUUGGCCUGUUGUCUUCCCCUAUUUUCUGUCCCAGCUCAUCCGUGUCUCUGAAGAACAAAUAUGCUUUUGGACCACAAA